AUGGUUGAUCGAGUAAGACAGCGAGCCGAACAGACCGCCGCCCCGAAUCGGGAAACGGCGGCCAUGUUGGAAGCCGUUUCGGGCACCGAUGCUCGAAAAGUAUUGUUCGCACUCUGCAGGGAGGAUGAGCGGGUCCGCCGGCGAGCCGUUGACCUGUUGCAGAAGAUGCCAAGAACGGAUGUCUGCGCCAACUUUAAGGAGAAGUUUGAUGUCAACAGGAACGCUCCUGAUGCAUGUCGUUACCACCCUGGAGAUUUUGAAUUGGACGAAGAUCUAGAGGUCUGGGAAACGAUCGACGACAUGGGACAGUUUUACGAAAUGGACAGCGAAGAAUCUCGAGCUGAUGUUUCAGAGGGCUUUAGAUGGAGCUGCUGCCAACGCGUGGGCGACGUGGAAGGUUGUCAAGAGGAGCAACACGUGGCCGUAUUGGAAUACAGCCCUUUGACAAUGAGGGAUUUCGUUGAGGGUAAAAGGGCGGAACCUGAAGUGGAGAUUCUAGAAGAGGGAAGUCGUGACAAACGCAAGGCAGAGGAGGAUAUCAUCGGCAUUGCGCAAAAGGUCAAAACGGGGCCUUGA
This is a messenger RNA of Colletotrichum fioriniae, 576 nucleotides long. RefSeq lists its product as uncharacterized. NCBI's taxonomy places the organism in Eukaryota, Fungi, Ascomycota, Sordariomycetes, Glomerellales, Glomerellaceae. The record is from RefSeq and is a predicted model, not a curated record.